This is a messenger RNA of Trichoderma citrinoviride, 1830 nucleotides long. RefSeq names its product mitochondrial carrier. Gene Ontology annotation, molecular function: calcium ion binding; ATP transmembrane transporter activity. NCBI's taxonomy places the organism in Eukaryota, Fungi, Ascomycota, Sordariomycetes, Hypocreales, Hypocreaceae. The transcript is spliced from 7 exons. The record is from RefSeq and is a predicted model, not a curated record. Gene Ontology annotation, biological process: transmembrane transport. The coding region runs from base 1 to 1830 and encodes 609 amino acids.
AUGACACCGUCAAGCCCGGCGACCGAGGUGCAGAAAGCUCGCGAGCUGGAGCAGCGUCAGAAGAACCCUGAUCGCGUCGAGAGCCUCUGGGCGCAGCUGGGCCCCAGUGCCAACGGCGAGCUGGACCUCAAGGGCCUGCAGAAGGGCUUUCGCAAGAUUGACCACCCUCUGAAGAAUGCGGAUGCCAUGCUGAAGAAGAUUAUGACCGAGGUCGACACGAAUCGCGAUGGGAAAAUUCAAUACGAAGAGUUCCGAGUUUUUGUACAGAAAGCUGAAGGCCAGCUUUUUGACCUGUUCAAGUCCAUCGAUCGCGACGGCAAUGGGAAGCUCGACAAGGCGGAGCUCCAGACGGCUUUCAAGGCUGCGGGGUUGACUGUCUCAAACCGCAGGCUGCACGACUUUUUCAGCGAUAUGGACCAGAACAACGACGGAUACGUCACGUUCGACGAAUGGCGAGACUUCCUCCUUUUCAUGCCCGGCAACCAGGAUGCGUCCCAUCUCCACGCGGUCUUGUCUUUUUACUACUCGGUGGUUAAUGUCACGCCAGAGGGAGACUCUCUCGUGAGUGGAGAAACACUGGAAGGCUUAGGUAGGGCCGGCUCCUCUAGCUCUUUUCUUCAAAUCCUCUUCGGCUCUCUUCUCCGAGUCGCCUUUCCUUCGUCCUAUCCGAAGCCACCUCCAGAGCUUCCAUUACCUCCGCCGCCACCUCCCGCGAUUUCAGAAGUCGAACAGGGCCCGUCAGGGGCAGGGGCAAGGGCAGCGGCGGAUGCUGUUGUACACUCCGACGGCGAUGGCACCUCAGUCGAGCACCGUGAAGAGUCCUCUACCGGAGCUACACCGACGCUGAAGAAAUACAAACUGACAGACUUUGCCCCCCAUCCAGGUUACUUCCUUGCGGGUGCCAUCGCCGGUGGAGUGUCGCGGACGGCCACAGCUCCGCUCGACCGAUUGAAGGUCUAUCUGCUCGUCAAUACCAACAGCGGAGCCGAGACGGCCGUGCAAGCGCUGAAGCAAGGCCGUGUCAUUGAUGCGCUUAGGAAUGCGGCGCGGCCCUUUAGUGAAGCCGUCAAGGACUUGUACCGGACGGGUGGUGUGCGCAGCUUCUUUGCCGGCAACGGAUUGAAUGUCGUCAAGAUCAUGCCAGAGACGGCCAUCAAAUUCGGAUCGUACGAAGCGGCUAAGCGCGCGCUGGCAAAUUUUGAGGGCCAUGGAGAUCCCAAAAACAUCAACUCGUACUCAAAAUUCAUCUCUGGUGGUCUGGCUGGAAUGAUUGCCCAGUUCUGCGUCUACCCUCUUGAUACUCUCAAGUUUCGCCUUCAAUGCGAGACGGUCAAGGGUGGCCUCACGGGCGGCGCCCUUCUGCGACAGACGGCCGUGAAAAUGUAUGCAGAUGGCGGUCUGCGAGCCUGCUACCGGGGUGUCACCAUGGGAUUGAUUGGCAUGUUCCCAUACAGCGCCAUCGAUAUGGGCAUGUUUGAGUUUCUCAAGAAGACCUACCGGAUACGGUAUGCGAAAUACGCGGGCUGCCAUGAAGACGACGCUCAGCCCGGCAACAUCGCGACGGGCAUCAUCGGCGCAACAUCCGGAGCCUUUGGCGCGUCGGUUGUCUACCCACUAAACGUGGUCCGAACACGGCUGCAAACGCAGGGCACCUUGAUGCAUCCUCAGACCUAUACGGGCAUCUGGGACGUCACGCGGAAGACGAUCCAGCACGAAGGAGUCCGAGGCCUCUACAAGGGCCUGACGCCAAAUCUUCUCAAAGUCGCCCCUGCGUUGAGCAUAACGUGGGUGGUGUACGAGAACGCGAAACGCCUUCUCGCAUUGAACUGA